This is a messenger RNA of Lotus japonicus, 1164 nucleotides long. Its product is annotated as protein COP1 SUPPRESSOR 2. NCBI's taxonomy places the organism in Eukaryota, Viridiplantae, Streptophyta, Magnoliopsida, Fabales, Fabaceae. Gene Ontology annotation, biological process: mRNA splicing, via spliceosome. The transcript has 6 exons. Bases 25 to 891 code for a protein of 288 amino acids. The record is from RefSeq and is a predicted model, not a curated record. Gene Ontology annotation, cellular component: spliceosomal complex.
GUGUUACCGCUAAGAACUGGAAAAAUGGAAGAUUCGAAACAGCAACGAAAGAAGAACUACAGAAAGAGAAGUGCUCCAGUUGAACAAGAUCAACUCCCCCAAUCUCAAGACAACAACAAUGAAUCCGACGACGAACGAGAAAGAAGAAUGGCAUUGGAGGAAAUCAAGCUCCUCCAGAAGCAGAGGGAAAGGAAAUCAGGUAUUGCAGCAAACCCUAGUUUGCAAUCUCAGGCUGUAGUCACUGCCGGCUCAGCUGCUAAACCCGCCGAGAAGAAUGACGGUGAUGGCGGCGACAAGGAUGACCUUGUUCUUCAGGACACUUUUGCUCAAGAGACUGCUGUAAUGGAUGAAGACCCCAAUAUGGUUAAGUAUGUUGAGCAGGAAUUAGCAAAGAAAAGGGGUAGGAAGAUUGAUGAAGCUGAUCAAAUUGAGAAUGAGUUGAAACGCGCCGAAGAUGAACUUUAUAAAAUCCCUGAGCAUCUUAAGGUAAAAAAGCGAAAUUCAGAAGAAAGCUCUACUCAAUGGACUACUGGUAUUGCUGAGAUUCAGCUCCCAAUUGAAUAUAAAUUGAAAAAUAUUGAAGAAACAGAGGCUGCAAAAAAACUUCUACAGGAAAAGAGGCUUAUGGGUCGGACAAAACCAGAAGUCAGUAGCAUUCCAUCGAGUUACAGCGCUGAUUAUUUCCAGCGUGGCAGGGAUUAUGCUGAAAAGCUUAGAAGAGAACAUCCAGAGUUGUACAAGGAUAGAAGUCUUCAGGAUGAUAGUUCUGGAUCCAAACAAAAUGAUUCCAGCACUGAUGCUGCUGGAGCAGUGCAGAGGCAGGCUGCCACAGAUGAAUUCAUGUUAGAGCGUUUCAGGAAACGAGAACGUCACCGUGUAAUGCGGAGAUAGCAUAAAUGUAACUUUUAUUUUAGCUCAAAGCACUUGAAUGUAAUAUUAGUUGCUUAUUUUACAACAAUACAACUAGGAUUGGUAGAAGCCCAAUGCCAUUAAUUUCCUUGUUCAAAUAGCAGCUGAGUGUACAGCUGCUUGUGCUUUAUUUUUGUUGGUGCAUUUUCUAAGGAAAACUGUGAAGUAGUGACAAGAAUGUAUUAACUUAGCCACGGCGUAUCUUCUUUACAAUGGCCUAUUCUGAGGCAACCAAAGAAUUGUGAUAUUUGACCA